ACUACUACUACUACUACUACUACUACUAUUAAUAAUAAUAAUAAUAAAAAUAAUAAUAAUACUGUUUUUUUUUUUUUUUUGCUGUUGUUGCUGCUGCUAUUAUUACCAUUGCCAUCUUUUCAACCUUCCUUCUGUCACCACCGCACCUACUACUACUACUACUACUACUACUACUACUACUACUACUACUACUACUACUACUACUACUACUACUACUACUACUUCAAACCAACCCAAAUCCAACUUCUUUCACUUCCACUACAGCUAUAAUUGCCGCCACUAUACCACCUUUUUCAGCUUCCCCAACCUUGCUUCCCUCCCAAGCCCCCUCCCCCUCUCCCUCUCCUCCUCCCCAAUCAGUCACACAAGUGUUAGACCGCCCCUGGUGCACCCCGCCAGUACAGCCGCUACACCCAGACUUUCCUCAGUUUCUCAGGCAUCUUUUGCGGGAGUUGCGGGCAGACAGGAAAUUAAGAGUUGCUUGAAUAUUUUCCCACGUGCGUCGUGUGUUGAGAAGUUGUGUUUCCCGGCUUUUCUCGCGCCUUAGCACGCUUGCAGAGUGGAGCGCUGCUUUUUAAGAGACGUGAUAAAUGUGUUUACGGAAUGAGGCACGAAACAUUAGUGAUGUGUGUUUGUCGGGUCUUGAUGCACCACGGCCUUCAGGAAGCGUGUAUUGAUGUGCUGUAUUGUUCACCAUAGCUCCUGCUUGUCGCAAGACGUCACGUCACACGCACCCUUUGUAGCGUCGUGGUGUUUUGUGGCCGCGGCGCUUGUGCAAAGUCUGCUACAUCACUGCACAACUACUUUCCUGGAAGAGUGUUAGUGUGGUGCACUUUUCACUACGAUUUCUGCUUCCUGCACAGCGCUACAUCUCACUUGUAGUCGGCGUUCUAGUACCUUUUGUUGCUGUACCAAACCUGCUACAACUCAGGCUGCUGGAAGAGUGUCUGUCUGCACGGCGCACGCAAGUCUGCUUGCUGCACAGCGAUACAGCCUUCACAACACAACACUUGCAGCUCUCACACCGCAACGCCUCCUAUCAAGCUCACCAAUCCCAGCACAACACUCCCCAGCUGGCUAUUAUAACACCACACAUUCGCAGCGCAGCGCGUGUGGGCCUCAUCUCGUAAUCAUAUUGUUUUCAUCUGAUCGGCGUCGCUUGAUCAGCUGUUGGGGGAGUGACUGACGAGGCAGCCGCCCACAUGACCACACACUGCCUGUACGUGGAUGGCCCCUCUCAUCAACGCAACCAACCUCCCUCGUGGAUUAGCAGCUAAAUAAAGGAAGGAACAAGCACUACACCCCUCGCAGCAACUAAGAAGGCGUUUCAUCUUAAUCUCUGCUACGUGUUUCCCGCCUCCCGUCAAAAUGUACCGCUCAAGUGUGACUCUCGCCUCCUCGGGCUACCUCAAAGAGUUCAGGCGCAAGAUAAGCAAGGGGGAUGCCAAGCAGGAGAUGACGCCACUAGCAUCCCACGAGGAGGUUGCUGGGACCACUCCAGAUUACGGCGGCACAGCUGAGACGCCGAACUCUGGGGAUGCGGGUACUGAUGCUAACGCCGCCUCUGAGCCCGUGGUGGAGAAGCAAGAGGAGACAGAGGCUGAGGCAACAGAUGUUCCAGAUGCGAAGGCUAACGGAAGGAACAGACCGCUUCGGCCAACGCUCAAGAUUCUAGCCAGCGCGCAGAGUCCCACCCUUGCCUCACCAGACUCUGAUAGCGAUGUGUUGGGCUUCCUUGAUUACACUCCAGAGGCCCUUAGUGACGCUUGCGAUGGCCGUGGUUCCAAUGCCUACUCCACAGUGUACCAAGCCACCAAGUACACAGAGCUUAUGCCUGGUGCCUUCAUACCAAGCCUUCCCAUCCACCUUAGAAUUGCCAGGGUGCAACCAGUCCACUCCCACAUCCAUAUCUUCAACAACCAUGUCCUGGUCAUUGAGUUGGAGCAUGGGGAUCACAGGUGGAGUGUGGAAAGGAAAGUGCGACAGGUGGCAACUCUUCAUAGUAAAUUAUUGCUCCUCAGGACAAGACUGAGGAUGCCGGCAGCAUCGCGCAUUACUCGGCAGAGGAGACAGAGCAUGAGACAGCAGAUCAAGGCAGCAGACCAGGAGGUAGAGGACACAGUGGACAGCAGCAUCACCACUAACACCAACACGGCCAAAACCGCAUCAACAGUCAACACCAACUCAGCUGCAUCACCAAACAACAAACGCCUGCUCAAGUUCCCUCGCCGUGCCCUUCAGACUAUGGAUGAGGCAAUGCGAGUGGAACUGGAAACCUACCUCAGGAACCUCCUCCACCACACUCUCUUCCGAAGCCAUAAAGACGUCCUGGAGUUCUUUGAGAUCUCCCCAGUGUCCUUCAUAGGGGAGCUGGGAAUGAAGCUCAGGGAAGGCUAUGUGAAGAAGAGAGUAGGUGGAAGUGGCCCCUGUGAAUGCUGCAGCUGGCUAACGGCAACUUGCACCGGGAAAUACAGGCAGCAGUGGUUGGUGCUGAAGGAGACUUACCUCUUCUUCGUGGUGCCAGAGACCGGGCUGGUGCGCUCAGUGAUGCUCAUGGACUCUGCCUUCCAGGUCUCCCAUAGCUACAGGCUCAUUGGUGCCCGGAACAGUCUCCUCAUCUCUAACCUAUCCCGAUCUCUGCUGAUUAAGUGUGACUCUGAGACUAGCAAGAAGGAGUGGCUGUCCAUCAUUACCAAGACAGAACGGAAAUAUGCCAAGGACUUCACCAGUCAAGACAAUCGAUAUGGAUCCUUUGCUCCUGUCCGGAAAAACUCCUAUGCCCGUUGGUACGUGGAUGGUGCGCGGUAUAUGUGGGACGUGGCUGAGCUGAUGGAGGGUGCACGGGAGGAGAUCUUCAUCACGGAUUGGUGGAUGAGCCCGCAGAUCUACUUGAAGCGACCCGACCUCACAGGACACAAGUGGAGAUUGGCAGAGGUGCUGAGACGGAAGGCUGAGAGUGGUGUGCGGGUCUUCAUUCUGCUGUACAAGGAGGUGGAGCUGGCCCUUGGCAUCAGCUCCCUCCUCACCAAGCAGACAGUGAACCAGCUGCACCCAAACAUCAAGGUGCUGCGCCACCCGGACCACAUAGCGGGAGGGACGCUGUACUGGGCUCAUCACGAGAAGGUGGUGGUGGUGGACCAGAUGUUUGCCUUUGUCUCAGGCAUAGAUCUUGCCUUUGGCCGCUGGGAUGACUACAGACACAAGCUGAUAGACACAGGCCAUGCAGGGGUACAAGUGAUGCACCCACCCUCCAGACCCUCCCAGCACAGUCCUGGCCAGAUGGGGAUGAACCGGGGAGCACUGCAGCACCUCCUUCGCGGAACCAAUGAUGUCCUGGUCAGCACUGUCACUGGCUCGGCUGCUGGCAGUCGCCGAGCCUCUCUUGGCACAACAGAGGACUCCAGUGCCGCCCCAGGCAGCCUCAAGAAUGUCAGUCCUUCUCCUAGUGAUUCAGAGGAUCCUGUCAGCACCUUAGAGGUUCCUGUUGGACCUACUGUUCCCUCAGAGGACUCCCAAGGGACUCUCAGAACCUUAAGGAGUGUCCGUGACUCCCUCUGUCUGGCCUCGGCUAACCCUGUAGAACCUUCUGCUGGCCCCCUCGCCUCCCCUGAGGAUUUCAGUGCAGAUGUUGAGUCUCAGGAUGAGCUGGAUGAGGUGCAGCAGCCGUCAUCCAUCACCAACGGCAGGAAGAUGAAGGGGAACAGAUCAAGAGGCAAAGCUGACAUGAACAGCAUCCACACAAGCACAAGCUUUCAGAACGGCAGUACACCUCACCCCUCACAGGAAGGCAAGGACACCAACACUACCUCCCUCCCUCCUGUCAAGAGAACCAGGUUUUUCUCCAAGAGUGGGAGGGAUCGUGCCAACACAGGCUCCAGCACAGAGGAGGAGAGGAAGGGAGGAGGUGGGAAGAGCUUUAGGGAAGUGAAGAGGAGAGGCAUGGAUUUGGUAGAGGAGAUGAAGGUGAAGGGACGGGAGAUGAAGAGGAAGCUGCACAGGAGAAAUAGUUUGGAUUCUGACAUGUCCUCAAGCUCCUCAGACAACGGGGAAAGGAUGGAUAACCCGAGGACCAGUAGCUUCUCACGUUUCCAUGGGCGUCGUCUGUGGGGCGGUGCUAAGGAGCGCAUGGGCAGCUGUUCCUCUCUGGCUCAGGCCCACAGUGUUGUUACCAUGGAAGACACCACAUCCACUCACCUCUGGGUUGGCAAGGACUAUGUCAACUGGAUCAGCAAAGACUUGGAUAAUUUAGAUGAGCCAUUUAAAGACAUCGUAGACCGGCACCAGACACCUCGGAUGCCCUGGCACGACAUUGGGCUGUUUGUGGAGGGAGCAGCAGCACGGGAUGUGGCCAGGCACUUCAUACAGCGGUGGAAUGCUGUCAAGACUGAGAAGGCCAAGCCCAACCACAGCUACCCAUAUCUGCUGCCUCGCACAUACAGCAAAGAGUCCUUCCUCUCCUCCAACCUUCGCCCUCGUCACCGUGUCAAGUGUCAGGUGGUACGGAGUGUGGGGAAGUGGAGUGCUGGGGUGGAUGAGGUAGAGGCCAGCAUCUUCUCAGCUUAUGUGGACCUGAUCCGCCGAGCAAAGCACUACAUCUACAUUGAAAACCAGUUCUUCAUCACUAGCAGCAAUGUGGACGAACAGAAGGAAGUGUCAAACUACAUUGGCUACGAGAUUGUGCAGCGGAUAGUGGAGGCUCAUAGGAAAGGUGAAGCGUUCCGUGUGUACAUCUUGAUGCCGCUGCUGCCGGCCUUUGAGGGCAUGAUUGGCAAGGCCAGUGGUGUGGCCAUGCAGUACAUUGUUUACUGGAAUUAUGUCAGCAUUUGCAAAGGCAAGUCAAGCGUCCUGCACUGUUUGAAGGAGCACGGGAUAACUGACUGGGAGCGUUACGUGUCCUUCUGUUCACUGCGCAACCAUGAGUGUCUCGGGGAACGGCCUGUCUCUGAGCUGGUCUAUAUUCACUCCAAGCUGAUGAUUGUUGAUGAUCGCUUUGUCAUCGCAGGCUCAGCUAACAUCAACGACCGCAGCCUCAGUGGUAUGCGUGACUCAGAGGUCUGCAUGGUGAUUGAGGACCAGGAGUUUGAGGAGGGAGUGAUGAAUGGUAAGCCGUACGAUUCAGGGAUCUUUGCUGGCAGUAUGCGUCGCUACCUCUUCAGUGAGCACCUGGGAGAGGCAGACCUGGACCACCCAACCAUGGAUGUGUCCGACCCAGUGUCUGAUGCGUUCUUCACCAACGUGUGGAAUUAUGUGGCCAAUAAAAAUACGUUGAUUUAUGAGGAGGUGUUUUCGUGUUACCCAUGCAACAGUGCCACCACCUUCAAUGAUCUGGAGCAACUGCGCACAACACCCACACUGGCUGAGGUGAACCCAGCCGACGCCAAGGCCAAGCUGAAGGAAGUACAGGGUCACCUGGUGCUGUUCCCUCUUGAGUUCCUGAAGGAUGAGAUGCUUAAGCCAGGUGUGGGUAACAAAGAGUACCUCUUGCCCAUGGAGACCUGGACCUGAGGGAACUACUGUUGUCUUAUGAAGCUUGGAAAGUAUUCUCUCCUUUACUGAAAGUGAGACUCAUUUAUAUCAGGUCCUAUAUCAUGAGCAAGCUGUCCCUUCCUCACCUUUGCUCUCUUGACAAGGGUAUUGUUGCUCUGAUUUGCUCCAUGGGUUAAUGUAGCUUCCUUGUGAGUGUUUCUUGAGAUGUUUUGGUUGUGAUGUCAUUCACCUCAAAACCAGUAAUCCCAGGUACAUAACCACACAUAACCCACAUACUUAUUGCUUGUGGUGCAUUGCCUGGCUGGUGCUGAUAAAGGGAUGAUAGAUGUGAGGUUUGAGUCUAAGAUACCUUGUAUUUAGUGAGAGUUACCACUAAUGUUUUGAGCUUCAGAGAUGUUCAGUAGUAAUGAUGUAGGGGUAAAGAGAGGGAUGUGAUAUGAGCUGCAGUGAGUGAUGGCAUAGAGUGAAUAUUUUUGUAUCAGGUUUAGCAGUACAGGGGAGGGAAGGAUGGGCUGUGUUUAUGAGUGAUGUACAGCCUGCCUCCUGUGUGAGCAUAUAUUGAGUGUAGAUAGCUUCUGUACUAGCCUGGUAUGUGUGUUUGGGUAUAAAUGUGUGUGUGUGUGUGUGUGUGGCCGCAGAUCAUUCAGUUGAGGUUCCUGGGUUGUGAGGUGGUGUCAGCGGGUCAAGGCAGAGUAAUGAGUGUGACAUCUCUUGUUGUUUCACAUAUCUUGUCAUCAACAGGGAAAUAUCAUGACAGUGUUUUAAUGACUUGUGUGUAGAUGGUUAUAUUUUUAUUUUUAUUUUAUGGUAUAUUAAAUAGCUUGGUGAAUUUUUAAGUCAAUGUUAUAGUUGUUAAGGAAAUCUGUUACAUAUAAUAUAGUCGUGUUAUGAUAUUUGACAUGCAGCAAAAUGAAGUACAGUCUUUUAUCUCUGCCGGUAAUGAUACAUAGGUUUACACUGUUACAUUCAAUCCUGCACUGCUGCAAUAUUAUAGAGGAUUCCAAAAGUACAUUUGAUUGCUGUUCUUCAGUUGUACAUUAUUAAUUGCAGCUUCUGUAAAUUAUGAGUUGAAAUGCUCAGUCCAGAUAAUUUGCUUUAAUAAGCCAAUCCUGUGGUUGAUGGUAUUGACAUAUAAGAAAUGUGAAUCCUAGUAUGUAUCUUAGUAUGGGAAGCUUUAUGAAGAGUCAGUGAAGUUACCAGCUGAGCUGUGAGUGUAAAGGCAUACAGUAGAUUGUUCAGUUGGCCUUGGGUCCUUCACCUGUGAGUAUCAAUGAGGAAGGAAGUGUGUGAGGUGUUGUGUGGAAUACUAUUAAUGUUAGAUAGGUGGUGGGUGGUGGGUGGGAGCUUGUUGGGCAUUGAUGAGUAUAGCACUUGUGUAAGGAUGCUGCUCUCUGGCUGUGAAGUGUGUGUGUGUGUGUGUGUGUGCAGUGUGAUUUUGAAUUAUGUUUGGUUGGAAAGCUGUUUUUAUGGUUGUGUAUGUGUGGGCAUGUUAACAUUCUGUGGUAGCUAUUGUAUCUUUUAAGGUGUGUCAGUGGAACACAUACAGGUUGAGGUAAUGAUCUGGUUUAAAUCACAGUUUAGUCAUGUUACAGUAAUAUACAUUUAUGCAACAAACAAAAUAAACAUUCAUGUUCUAAAUUUCCACAUUUCCAAAGUUUUAAUUACUAAAGACAUAAUUCAAAUUAAUCCAAUCUAAUAAUGUAGCUGCUGCUGCAAUAUUUUACAAUUGAAUAUCUUCUUCAUAUCUAUUAAAAUAUUAAUUUGCAAAUUUAUGUGUUUUCAUAAUGUAAAGGCAAGUCUUCCUGUCCCUUGACAUGUGUUAUGAACGAGUGCCUUGUCUCUUGUGCCUUGUGAUGGUAAACCUACGUAAAAAGAUAUUUCCUUUAUGUCUGUACAACAGGAGACCACUUCUCUCUAUUAGACUUUCACUAUAGCCAAACAUUAUCCUGCCCUUUGUUUGUGUCAAGGAGAAAGGGCAAAAGAUGGCCAUAUAUGUAUAUUGAUAUCAGAUUUGUUUUGUAUAUACAUAGUGAAAUAUUUCCCGAGGCAUUGGGACAUCAUAUUGUUGUUAGUAUAUUGUCUUUGUCUUAUUUUUGUGUUUCAUAUAGGCAACAUUAUCUAGUGAGAAUGAAGCGUGGCUGUCAGUGUCCUUUUACCCUCUCAUUGCAGUGUUUGAAGGGAAACAAUUAGUUUUGGGUCCAAUCAUCAGGAAAUACAACACUUACCUCAAAUUAUUUUCAAAGGAGAGUUUUCAUUUCAAACAAACUUUAAAGGAGAAUUUUAAUGUGUAUAAGUUAACACUCUUGGCCUGGUCUUGAUGAGCAUAAUUUUGUCACUUAACACUCUUGGCCUGGUCUUGAUGAGCAUCAUAUUGUCACUUUUUAUCAUCCCGGGGUUGUUUUUGUUGUGUUCUCAGUGUCUAUUUAAUAUGAAAGAAUUUUUAAGAUGCACAUGUGAGCUAUGUAUAUUAGUGUGUGUGUGUGUGAUUGGAGGUUGUGCACAUAAUGUAGGUAUGUUGCUGCCUAUAUUGUUAUGCUCUGUAUAAAACAUUUAGCUUUACUUUAUUUUCAAUGAUUUAACAGAGCAGUUGUGUAAGUCAAAAGUUAUUGGAUAAUAAUGGAUUUUAUAUAAUUCUGUUGAUAUAUGUAUUGAAUUUUAUUUACUGUUAUCAUCAUGCUAUGAAUUAAAAAAAAAUGUCUAUUCAUUCACAAAGUUAAUAGAACUUUAAAGCUUGUGUAGGUUGAUGGAGCAGUCAUGAUGUUGUACAAAGGUCAAGUAUAACUUGUUUCAGUGAAAUCAGCAGCUAGUUUAUUCCAUGCAUCCUUGAUGUCCAUGACUGUUCCAGCGUGACCAGCAGACCUGACUGAUUGCAUAACUAGCUUGGGACAGACUAUCCACUAAAGGCUCUGUAAGAAUAUUUUUGUGGCCAUAUUUUAAAGUGCAAGUAAACAAAAUAUUUUAUUUUAUAUGAAAGUGCAUAUUAUCUUGGCAGGUUAUCAGAUGGAAAUAAAUAACCAGAGGGUGGUAAA
Portunus trituberculatus (swimming crab) is the source of this 8516-nucleotide messenger RNA. RefSeq names its product phospholipase D1-like (gene Pld). Lineage: Eukaryota; Metazoa; Arthropoda; Malacostraca; Decapoda; Portunidae. Bases 1369 to 5505 code for a protein of 1378 amino acids. Gene Ontology annotation, biological process: phosphatidic acid biosynthetic process; cell motility; intracellular signal transduction. The record is from RefSeq and is a predicted model, not a curated record. The transcript has 27 exons. Gene Ontology annotation, molecular function: D-type glycerophospholipase activity; phosphatidylinositol binding.